GUUUUUGUCAUCAUAAUUGAAAAGAUCAAAGAGGUGACUCCAAUUUUUGAUCAGGGCAAAAUGGACAGUGUUGAGUACGUUGUAUCUGAGAAUAUCUGGCGAUCUCGAGACCUUGAAGUUGAAAGUUGCAGUCUUGGUGUGACUAUUUUGCUAGAAUUGAAGCACAGUGAUCCACAGAAAAUAUUGGAAGUGCAUCACGAAAGUGGCAUAAAUGUCACGGUGAAGGAGAUUCGUGAUCAAACAAUAACUGUUGCUCAAAAUCUCUUAAAUUUGGGUAUUAAAAAGAACGAUAGAGUUGUAUUCUUCACAAACUUGAACUUGAAAAUAACACCACUUACGUAUGCCUGCUACACAAUUGGUGCACCAGUCUGUUUCUUCGAAAUACAUCUUCCACAAGAACAUGUUCCCGCUUAUCUGGAAAUUCUCGAUCCAUCUGUAAUAUUAUAUGAAGAAGAAUUUAAGUCUAUGGUCACAGAAGGUUUAAAAGGUCUUAAUCUAACGAAUCUGAGAUAUGUGCUCACUUUGGACGGUGAACAAAAGUCUGUUGAUGAGUUACUCUUUGCACCAGCAGUUGAUAUUGAAAGUUUUGAAGUUCCUGACAUUGGAGAUCCAAGGACGCUACCAGCUUUGUUAACAUUCACAUCUGCAACUACUGGUCUUCCAAAAAUUGUUAUGAAUUCUCAUGCCUUGGUCAGACAUAGUGUCCUCAAAGAAUUCGUUACAAAUCCAGAGAGUGUUGUUCUGAUUCUGAGUGAAAUCCGUUGGAUUGGUCCGCAAAUCUUGAUGCUGCAACCUGCUCUUCUUGGGAUUAAGCGAAUUUACAGCUCAAUACCUUACAUGGAAUUGACUGGUGAAUGUGUGAGGACAAUAAUUGACAAACAUAAAGUUACGGUUUAA
Molecule: messenger RNA, 897 nt
Organism: Eupeodes corollae
Lineage: Eukaryota; Metazoa; Arthropoda; Insecta; Diptera; Syrphidae
Product: putative acyl--CoA ligase YdaB
Exons: 2
Coding region: 61-897 (278 amino acids)
Biological process (GO): fatty-acyl-CoA biosynthetic process; long-chain fatty acid metabolic process
Molecular function (GO): long-chain fatty acid-CoA ligase activity
Source: RefSeq, a predicted model, not a curated record